GGAGACCGGCCCUCCUCCGCACAGGCUAGCACACAGCGAACACUCCCUCGCGACCCGAGAGAGCACGCAAAGCGGCGGGUAGCCAGAGACAAGAGGGCGGCGGCGGCUGCGGCCAUGGGGAGCGAGAGCAAUCGCGGCGGUGCGGCGGACCGGAUGGUGGCGGAGGAGGAGGAGAAGAAGAAGCGCGGGGGGCGGCUGUUCGAGAUGCCGGAGAUCAGGUUCACCAAGCUCUUCAUCAAUGGCUGCUUCGUCGACGCCGCCUCAGGCCGGACGUUUGAGACGAGGGACCCGCGCACGGGGGACGUGAUAGCCACCGUCGCCGAGGCUGACAAAGACGACGUGGACUCGGCAGUGAGGGCAGCCAGGGACGCCUUCGACCACGGCGAAUGGCCACGCAUGUCUGGAUCCGAACGGGGGCGGAUCAUGGCGAGGUUCGCUGACCUGGUGGAGCAGCACGCGGACGAGCUGGCGGCGCUGGAGAGCCUGGACGCCGGGAAGCACCCGGCCAUCACCAAGGCCGUCGACAUCGGCAACGCGGCGGGCAGCCUGCGGUACUUCGCCGGCGCGGCGGACAAGAUCCACGGCGAGACGCUCAAGAUGCAGGCGCAGUUCCAGGGCUACACCCUCCGCGAGCCCCUGGGCGUCGCCGGGAUCAUCAUCCCCUGGAACUUCCCCUCCACCAUGUUCGCCAUCAAGGUCGCCCCGGCCCUGGCCGCCGGCUGCGCCAUGGUCGUCAAGCCCGCCGAGCAGACGCCGCUCAGCGCGCUCUUCUUCGCCCAGCUCGCCAAGCGGGCUGGAGUCCCCGAUGGCGUCGUCAAUGUCGUGCCAGGCUUCGGUCCGACGGCGGGAGCUGCACUCGCGUCUCACAUGGACGUUGACAUGGUGACUUUCACUGGAUCCACAGAGGUUGGGCGCCUCAUAAUGAAGGCCUCCGCGGAGAGCAACCUGAAGCCGGUUUACCUGGAGCUCGGCGGCAAGUCGCCGCUCAUCAUCUUCGACGACGCGGACGUCGACAUGGCCGUCGAGCUCGCCGUCAGCGCUAACUUCUUCAACAAGGGAGAAGCCUGCGUGGCGGCGAGCCGUGUGUACGUGCAGGAAGGCAUGUACAGCAGAUUCGAGGAGAAGUUGGCAGAGAGGAUGAAGAGCUGGGUGGUGGGAGACCCUUUCAGUGACGCUCGUGCCAACCAGGGCCCUCAGGUGGACAAGGCGCAGUAUGAGAGGGUGCUCAGCUACAUCGACCAUGGCAAGAGAGAAGGGGCCACUCUUCUGACCGGAGGAGGAAGACCAGCCGCCUGUGGUCACAAAGGCUACUACAUUGAGCCCACGGUUUUCACCAACGUCACGGAGGACAUGGUCAUAGCCAAGGAGGAGAUCUUCGGCCCUGUCAUGUGCCUGAUCAAGUUCAAGACGGUGGAGGAGGCGAUCUGGAGGGCGAACGACAGUCGGUACGGGCUGGGCGCCGGGGUGGUGACGCGAGACGUGGACGUGGCGAACCGGGUGGUGAGGUCGGUGCGCGCCGGGGUGGUGUGGGUCAACUGCUACUUCGCCAUGGGCAGCGACUGCCCCUUCGGCGGACGCAAGAUGAGCGGGUUCGGCAAGGACGAAGGCAUGCACGCGCUCGACAAGUACCUGGCCAUCAAGUCCGUCGUCACCCCGCUGCGUGCCUCGCCAUGGAUGUGAAUGUGACUGGAUUUGUUGGACUGCUGCUGCCUGCCUGUGAACUGUCUGUGAUCCAUCUGGAGCGAGCCUCCCGGCCGGGUGGCUGCUGCCUCUCGUGUGCAUGCCUUUGCUGCUCGCUAGCUCCCGACCCGGCCGGCCGGCCGUCGCUUUUAGUUUUGUUCGUGUGCGGCACAACGUUGUUACAAGUAUUUAUCAGAAAGAAAAAAAAACCGUUGUUACAAGUAGUAGACCUACAAUAGCAGAGGUUAAAAGGUAUUAAUAAUGAAGUAACAGAUGAUGUGUCCCACACUA
Molecule: messenger RNA, 1971 nt
Organism: Sorghum bicolor (sorghum)
Lineage: Eukaryota; Viridiplantae; Streptophyta; Magnoliopsida; Poales; Poaceae
Product: aldehyde dehydrogenase family 2 member C4
Exons: 5
Coding region: 115-1680 (521 amino acids)
Molecular function (GO): aldehyde dehydrogenase (NAD+) activity
Source: RefSeq, a predicted model, not a curated record